AUGUUUGCAAGAGUAACGUUUUAUCCAACAUUAAUAUAUAAUGUUGUUAUGGAAAGGAUUUCCCAUAGAAAAUGGUACAAUAGGAUAGAUGAUACUGUUAUAUUAGGAGCUCUUCCAUUUCCUAGUAUUACAAAAGAGCUUGUAGAAAAGGAACAUGUGAAAGCGGUUGUCUCAAUGAAUGAAGAUUAUGAAUUAUUUUUCUCCAAUGAUUCAAAGUCUUGGAAACAGGUUGGAGUAGAAUUCUUACAGCUGGCCACAACCGACAUCUUUGCAACUCCAUGUCAAGAAAAACUUGUUGAAGGUGUAGCCUUCAUCAAUAAAUUUGUGAGAAAGAGAGAAAUUAUAGAUGGCAUAUCAAAUCAUUCCGUUUACAUUCAUUGUAAAGCAGGAAGAACCAGAAGCGCAACAUUGGUUGGAUGCUAUUUGAUGCAUAGAUAUAACUGGACGCCAGAGGAAGCGGUCAGUCAUAUGGAAGAAAAGAGGCCUCAUAUUUUAAUGCACAGAAAACAGUUGGAGGCACUACAAAUAUUUUAUGCUUAUAACAUGGCCAAAAUUAACAGUUGA
This is a messenger RNA of Phaedon cochleariae (mustard beetle), 564 nucleotides long. Lineage: Eukaryota; Metazoa; Arthropoda; Insecta; Coleoptera; Chrysomelidae. The record is from the annotation of a GenBank genome assembly.